Messenger RNA from Camelina sativa (false flax), 1359 nucleotides. RefSeq lists its product as uncharacterized. Lineage: Eukaryota; Viridiplantae; Streptophyta; Magnoliopsida; Brassicales; Brassicaceae. The record is from RefSeq and is a predicted model, not a curated record.
AUGGCCCAAGAACGAGGAGAGCCCAUCGCCAGUUUCUUGAACAGAUUCAAGGAGAAGCUAACAAAGGUGAACGUCCCGGAGGAUGCUGCAAUGGCAGCCUUCAGGAAGGGCCUGAUCCCUGGAUCACCAUUACGAAAGGACCUCAAUAUCCGGGAACCCAAGGACCUUGAUGACACACUGCAUCGAGCUUCCAGAUUCGCGCUCGAUGAGGAGGAAGAGGCCCAAAUAGCCGCGAAAACUCACGACGAACAAUCGUCGCAUCCCCCCAAGGCUAAAAACUGGGUGGAACAUCACGAACCCCGCAAGCACCACAAACCUCAGGAUCGAAAAAAGGGCAUCAUCCACGCAGUCUCCAGGGCGGAAGAACAAGACAAGCAGCCGUCUGACCCGAAGGAACUUUACUGCGACUUUCACAUGACCCCCGGUCACUCCUCACAUGAGUGCGUCCACCUGAAGAAUUAUUUGUACGGGAAGUAUCUCUCUGGCGAAGUCGAAACUGUCUUUCAGCCAAAAAGCGUUCGCGGAGGCAGAGGUCGCCGUGGGGGAUGGCGUAGCGGACGAUCUAAUGGAGGCUGCGGUGCGGGUGGCGGACGAGGCUACAACGCACCACCUAACGCAGUCCAACAGCCGGUCAACCAAGCGUUCGUGAACCUCCAAGAGGAGGCGCCCCAAGCAUACGAACUGCCCGGCCCUCCCAAGCGGCAGAGGGGGCAAAACCCAGAGCGGGCCAAUUCCCCUCCCCGAGGACGAAUAACCAUGAUACUUGGCCCACCGGAGGACUGCGCAGACUCCGUCCGCGCGUUAAAGAAGAGGGCACGACAAGUUUGCACCCUUCGAACAGCUCCGAGCGAACCUUCACUCUGUUCGGACCCGAUAUCAUUCACUUUGAAGGAUGCUAAAGGAAUCCAACAUCCCCAUUCGGACCAUUUGGUUAUCGAGGUCACAAUGGGCGAUUUCAACGUCGAACGAGUCCUGAUCGACACCGGGAGCACCGUCAACGUACUAUGCUGGCAAACGUUAGAAAAAAUGGGCGUCACACCAGACCAACUGAAACCCGAAACUCGAACGCUGACGGGCUAUGAUGGGGUCGCUAAGAUGUCAAUGGGCGACGUAAAGCUACAAGUACGAGCUGGCGGAGUGACCCGGAAGACUAAGUUCGCAGUCAUUGAUGCACCUCCGAUCUACAACGCCAUUUUAGGGGUACCAUGGAUAUAUUCGAUGCAGGUCGUGCCAUCGACCUAUCACCUCUGCCUCAAAUUCCCGACCACCACAGGAAUUUGGACACUUUAUGGCGACCAAAGGGUAGCCCGAGUGUGCUCUGUUAUCGAAAAAAAGCAGAGGACGGCGGAGAACGCAUAG